Pistacia vera is the source of this 1194-nucleotide messenger RNA. RefSeq lists its product as uncharacterized. The coding region runs from base 1 to 1194 and encodes 397 amino acids. Lineage: Eukaryota; Viridiplantae; Streptophyta; Magnoliopsida; Sapindales; Anacardiaceae. The record is from RefSeq and is a predicted model, not a curated record. Gene Ontology annotation, biological process: DNA integration. Gene Ontology annotation, molecular function: nucleic acid binding. The transcript has 4 exons.
AUGGAGAAUGUGCUCACUAAGUUCGUGGAGGAGUCACGAAAAAGAUUUGACAAGAAUGAAUCCCAACUCCAAAAUUAUGAAGUGUUGUUACAAAACCAAUCCGCUUCCAUCAGAAAUCUUGAAACUCAAAUAGGGCAAAUCCACAAUAUUUUAGCAGGAAGAGUUCAAGGAACAUUGCCAAGCGAUACCAAGAAGAACCCGAAGGAGAGAGUCAAUGCUGUCAUACUGAGAAGUGGUAAGGAAUUGAAGGAAGUAAGGAAGGAAGAAGAAACAAAGGAAAAACUCGAAGAAGAAAAAGAGGACAUAUUGGAGCAAAUGCCAAAGUACGCGAAGUUUCUGAAGGAGAUUAUCACCAAAAAGAGGAGAUUUGAAGAACAUGAGACGGUGAUGCUUACAAAAGAGUGCAACGCGUUGCUAUUGAAGAAAUUACCACCAAAGCUCAAAGAUCUAGGAAGUUUCACAAUUCCUUGCACAAUAGGUACAAAGGUCAUUGUACAUAUCGACCAUUCAGCUUUGAAAUGCCUUCUAGCAAAGAAUGAUUCCAAGACAAGAUUGCUUAUAUGGGUGUUACUUUUUCAAGAGUUCGACUUGGAAAUCCUAGACAAGAAAGGAACCGAGAAUCAAGUAGCGGACCAUCUAUCUCGAUUGAAAAGAAGGGAAGAAGAUCAAAAUGACGAAAAGCCAAUCAAUAAACAUUUCCCAAAUGAGCAACUAUUUGAUGUGCAAGAUGGACCUUGGGCUGGGAAUAUUUCUUGUAAAAAUGAAAUGUCUUUUAGCAACAUUUUAGAAGUGGAAAUAUUUGAUGUAUGGGGAAUAGAUUUCAUGGGAUCGUUUCCAUCUUCUUUUUCUAACCGCUUCAUUCUUGUGGCUGUAAAUUACGUCUCAAAAUGGGUGGAAACUGUGGCACUACCGACCAACGAUGCUCGUGUUGUAGUCAAGUUCAUAAAGAAAAGCAUCUUCACAAGAUUCGGCCCGCCUAGAGUUAUCAUCAGUGAUGGAGGAGCUCACUUUUAUAACCAACAAUUCGAGGCAUUAUUAAGUAAGUAUGGAGUUACACAUCGAGUUGCAACACCAUAUCAUCCGCAAAUAAGUGGGCAAGUGGAGGUAUCUAACAAGGAGUUGAAGAGAAUCCUAGAGAAAACUAUGAAUGCCUCUCAGAAAGAUUGGUCCACCAAAUUGGAUGAUGCACUAUAA